AGUUUGCUAAUAUCAAUAUGUUUGGUAUCAACCAAGCGAAUAAGUUUUCAUCUUUAAUAAUUAUAAGCCUUAGUAAUGUUCGCGUGAGUAGAUAGAUAAAUAAUUGCGUUCACAAAAUGAAUGUAGAUACGAAUAUCAAACCCGUUCUUACAAAGGCAGCUUUGAUGUUGCCAAAAAAGCAUCAAGAGUUCGAAGCUUUGGUAUUUGAAGGACCUAAGCGUAAGUCACAGCAGGUCGUGCGCAAUCAAGUUAGUAACGAUGAAGAAAAAAGAAGAAAUGAAUUUGAUAUAAAACGUGCUCGGCAUGAAGUGCUUAAAUUUGCGAUGAAUAAUCAACGAGCCGAGAAAAAUCGGAAAAAAAUGAUGAUAUAUCAUUUAGUCGAUUUAGGAGCAAAACCACCAAAGAAGCCUUACAAGAAUUACAAAGAAUUUUUAGCGGAACGGAAUCGGCUUAAACAAAUUAGAGAGGAACGCCGGAAGUUUCAUCAAUUAGGCAAAAACCAAACUGGACUAUCUUCCGUCAAAUGCCGUAAUAAAAGUAAAAUUGAAAAACAACAGAAAAGGCGGCUGCCUGUUACAUCUAUUGAUGAGCGUUACGGCAGCGUAGGAUCUAAAUUUAAGCAAAAAUGAAAGAUAUUUCUGAAUGUAUAAAAAUUCUACAAAUUUGUAAUUUGACAUAUGAUUGUUUUGAUUUUGAUACAACCCUGUUUUAGCUAAUAUUGUCAAAAUAUUUUUUUCUUUUCUUUGACAAUAAGUCAUUAUUCACUAUUACGUGAGUUAAACCGAAUUUGAGUAAAAGUAAAAACUA
Glossina fuscipes is the source of this 807-nucleotide messenger RNA. RefSeq lists its product as uncharacterized. The record is from RefSeq and is a predicted model, not a curated record. The transcript has a single exon. Bases 117 to 629 code for a protein of 170 amino acids. Lineage: Eukaryota; Metazoa; Arthropoda; Insecta; Diptera; Glossinidae.